Molecule: messenger RNA, 2447 nt
Organism: Hibiscus syriacus
Lineage: Eukaryota; Viridiplantae; Streptophyta; Magnoliopsida; Malvales; Malvaceae
Product: putative receptor protein kinase ZmPK1
Exons: 1
Coding region: 2-2428 (808 amino acids)
Biological process (GO): protein phosphorylation; recognition of pollen
Molecular function (GO): protein serine/threonine kinase activity; ATP binding
Source: RefSeq, a predicted model, not a curated record
AAUGUUGGCAAAAUCCAUGGCUACGGCAUUGAUUCUACUUCUUUUCUCGUCGGUUUUGUUAUGGAAUCCUUCAUUUUCACUCUCUCAUUAUCUACGGGCUGGCUCAUCACUCUCAGUGGAGGCUCCGGCUGAUGUUUUGACUUCACCUGAUGGAAGUUUCAGCGCCGGUUUCCACCCUGUUGGGCAGAACGCUUACUCCUUUGCGAUAUGGUUCAAUAAACCAACCUGCAGUGCUAAGAGUUGCACCAUCGUUUGGAUGGCGAAUCGGGACCAACCAGUCAAUGGCAGAUCGUCGAAGCUAAGUCUACUGAGAUCGGGUAACCUUGUUUUAAAAGAUGCUGGUCACAUCAUAGUUUGGGAAACGAAAACUGUGUCGGCCACAGCCGUUGGAUUGAAGCUCGAAAAUGGCGGCAACCUUGUCUUGCGUGAUUCUGAAGGCCUUAUAUUGUGGCAAAGCUACGAUUCACCGACGGAUACUCUGCUUCCUCUUCAACCAUUCAAUGAGAAUUCGAAACUCAUCUCAUCAAGAAGCCAAGGGAACUACUCUUCGGGCUAUUAUCAGCUUUACUUCGACAUUGAUAAUGUCCUUUGCCUUGUGUACAAAGAUCCUGAGUUCUCAAGCGUUUACUGGCCAAGUCCAUGGCAUUUGAGAUGGGAAGCUGGGAGAUCCACGUUCAACAACUCCAAAAUAGCUGUUCUCGACUCUUUGGGUAAUUUUACCUCAACAGAUAAUUUUACCUUCUUGUCAGCUGAUUAUGGUUCGAAUAUCUCGAGGAUGCUGAAACUGGAUUCUGAUGGGAAUCUUCGGUCGUAUAGUCUAAAAGAGGAUGGUGAAGCUUGGAUUGUUUCAUGGCUAGCCUUCCCUCAACCAUGCAUGGUUCAUGGAUGCUGUGGACCGAACAGCAUAUGCAUUUAUAGUCCUGGUUUUGGUAGGAAAUGUCGUUGCAGUCCGGGUUAUAAGCUGAAGAAGCCUAAUGACUGGUCCCUCGGUUGCGAACAGGAGUUUCCGCUUUCAUGUAACCAAACUGAUCAGCUUGAUUUCCUCAAGCUCCGCCAUGUUGAAUUCUAUGGUUAUGAUUUCAACAUGCAUCCUGACGUCACCUUGGAGGAUUGCAAGCAGAUUUGCUUGCAGCUGUGCGAUUGCAGAGGUUUUCAGUUCAGGUUUACCAAAGCUCAUGAAUCAGAUGGUACAUAUUGUUACCCCAAGACACAACUGUUGAAUGGACAUCGCCCACCUAAUUUUAAUGACGAUUUCUACAUGAAACUGCCCAAGGCUAUUGUCUCUUCUUACAUUGACACUGUUGAAUAUCCAGAGUUACAAUGCUCCUACCAUGUGGAGCAGCUUGAACGAAAAUAUACCAAAAGGCAGCAAAACAAGUCAUCUACAUUUGUCCUUAGGAUAGCUUGUGCAAUCGGGGGAGUGGAGUUGAUUACCGUUUUGUUGGUAUGGAAUUUCUUCAUUAGAACCAACGAUAAAUCAAGCUCAAAUGCAGGCUACCUUCUAGCUACAACUGGCUUCAGAAAAUACACCUAUGGCGAGCUGAAAAAAGCCACAAAUACAUUCUCGGAAGAGAUCGGAAGAGGUGCAGGAGGAAUCGUUUACAAAGCGACACUAUCCGACGGUCGAGUUGCAGCAAUCAAACGACUCAUCGACGCUAAUAAAGGGGAAGAUGAAUUCCUAGCUGAAGUAAACACAAUUGGGAAGCUUAACCACAUGAACUUGAUAGAGAUGUGGGGUUAUUGUGCGGAGGGAAAGCACAGGUUAUUGGUGUACGAGUACAUGGAACAUGGAUCCUUGGCUGAAAACAUCUCUUCAAGUUAUCUUGAUUGGGAUAAAAGAUUUGAUAUUGCUUUGGGAACAGCAAGAGGCCUAGCGUAUUUACAUGAAGAAUGCUUGGAAUGGGUUCUCCAUUGUGAUAUAAAGCCUCAAAACAUUCUCAUAGACUCCAAUUACCGACCCAAAGUGUCGGAUUUCGGCCUCUCUUGGCUGCUAAAUAGAGGCGACGUGAAGUAUUCAAAAGUCUCGAGGAUCCGAGGAACCAGAGGCUACAUGGCACCUGAGUGGGUGUUAAAUCUUCCCAUCACCUCCAAGGUUGAUGUGUAUAGUUAUGGGAUCUUGUUAUUGGAGUUGGUGACAGGGAAAAGCCCUGCAAUGGAAAUCGAAGUGAGUGAUGAUGGAAGUUCAAAAGUGCAAAGAACGUUAGUUGCAUGGGUGAGAGGAGAAGUGGCAAGAGCCCUAGAGAGUGGAACAUGGAAGCAUGAAAUAAUAGAUCCCAAGCUGGAAGAUAUAUAUGAUGAGACUGAGAUGGAAACUAUGGUCAAUGUAGCUCUUCGUUGCGUUCAGGAAGAUAGAGAUGAAAGACCCACAAUGGGUGAAGUUGUCCGGGUACUGCUUCGAGAUGGAAGCCAUAGAUCGGCAGUGGAAUGAAUCUUCUCUUGCAACAACA